Molecule: messenger RNA, 2388 nt
Organism: Hypanus sabinus (Atlantic stingray)
Lineage: Eukaryota; Metazoa; Chordata; Chondrichthyes; Myliobatiformes; Dasyatidae
Product: general transcription factor II-I repeat domain-containing protein 2B-like
Exons: 2
Coding region: 394-1380 (328 amino acids)
Source: RefSeq, a predicted model, not a curated record
UUAGUUCGAAUAAAGUUAUUCGACUGCAGUUUACUGACUGCGUGAGCACACCGCUACAACGUGUUUUUAUCGCUAUUAAUAUACGUCACCACUGCCAAUACCUGACACCCGUCAGUGCGCGAUUUCUUUAAUUUUUCGAUCCAAGGUAGGCCAACUAUGGAGAAUUCUAAAAAAAGAAAAGUGACUGAAGAAAACAGAACGUUUAAUGAUACGUGGACAGAUUCAUUUGCUUUCACUGUUGACGAGACUGGUUUACCGGUAUGCUUAAUAUGCAAUGAGAAACUAGCAAACAACAAAAAGUCAAAUGUUGCAAAGCAUUUCUAGAAUAAACACGCAGCCUUUGCUCAAAAAUAUCCGGAUGGAGAUGAGAGAAAAAAAGCCGUUUCGGAACUGAUGCGGAAGGUUGAUCUGAGCAAAAAUCAUUUCAAGCAAUGGAUGAAGUCCGGAAAACCAACGACAUACGCUAGUUAUAUUGCCGCUCAGGAAAUAGUCAGGCACGGGAAGCAGUUUACAGAUGGUGAAUAUAUAAAAGAAUCUUUCAUUAAGAUUUCAGACUUUAAAAACAAGAGUGAAAUUGUGCAGAAAAUCAGGGAUAUGCCCCUCUCUGCAAAGACUGUCAAAGACAGAACCAUAAAAAUGGCAGAAGACAUCACAAGACAGCAAAUUAAAGACAUCAAUUCAGCUGUGGCCUACUCUAUUGCCUGUGACGAGUCUAAAGACAAAGGUGAUAUUGAACAAAUAGCGUUGUUCUGCCGGUAUGUAAACUCUGCCGGGCCACAGGAAGAACUGAUUGAGUUGAUACCUCUAAAAGACCAAACACGGGAGGUGGACAUCUGUGAGGCUGUCUUGAAUUGUUUAAGAGCCAAAGGAAUAAAGACUACCCACCUGGUGUCAGUAGCUACUGAUGGGGCACCGAAUAUGACGGGAACGCACAAGGGAAUUGUGGCUUUACUGCAGAAGUCGCUGGACAGAAAGCUGCUGAUUUUUCACUGCAUCUUGCACCAAGAGGCACUGUGCGCUCAAACAUUUCCUCCGGAAUGCACAGAAGUAAUGGAUGUUGUCAUUCAGAUUGUCAAUAAAAUAAUGGCAAAAAGUUUAAAUCACCGUCAAUUCCGUUUGUUACUGGACGAGCUGGAAAGCGCAUAUUCUGAUCUCCUGCUGCACAACAAAGUCCGGUGGCUGUCCAGAGGGGAGGUGCUGAAACGCUUUGUCACAUGUCUGGAAGAAGUGAAAACUUUCCUGGGCAGCAAAGGGCUGGAAAAGCUACACUUCAUGGUAGACAUGACAGCGCAUCUGAACACGCUGAACACAGCUCUUCAGGGGAAAGGACGUACAGCCCUACACAUGUUGGAGGAGUUUUGGCAUUCGAGCGCAAGUUGACAGUGCUUGCCAGAGAUUGACAGAAAGGCACAUUGUCUCACUUCCCCAAUUUGAGAGAGUUCAAACAAGGUCACGACAUGAUAAGUUCGGAGUAUUUACAUUCUGCAAUCAUCGCAAUGCAAACAUCGUUUGGGAAACGCUUCUGUGAGUUCAGAGAGGAAAAAAACACAUUAUCCUUCCCGGUCACUCCCCCAAGCAUCGAUUCAUCUCUACUGAAUACGACUGCAUUGGCAGGUGUGAGUAAACCUGAUCUUGAGAUGGAACUGGCCGAAAUAGCCGACAAAGACAUAUGGGUGUCCAAGUUUAGACGCUUGACAGCAGACCUUGAAGAUGUUGCCCGUCAGAAGGCCGUUCUUGCUCAGAAUCACAAAUGGAGUGAUAUUGAAAACCUCCCUAACCGGACAAACUUGUGUUCGAAACAUGGAAUGCUAUCCCCGACAUUUAUGUAAACAUUAAAAAGUAUGCGCUUGGAGUCCUGUCGAUCUUUGGAUCCACAUAUGUAUGUGAGCAGGUGUUCUCCAACAUGAACUUUAUUAAAAACAAACAUCGUGCACGCCUCACAGAUGACAGCUUGCGAUCCUGUGUAAAGAUGAAGGUGACGUCAUACAGCCCUGAUGUGCAGAUGCUGUGCGCAGAGGUCCAGGAGCAGAAAUCCCAUUAACCAAGUUGACACCUGGCUGACGUUAUUUUUGGUUUGCUGCUGGCGGAAAAUUUAAGUUCAGCGUUUUUCAUAAAUACAAGAAGAACUCAAAUAGACAUUGAGUAUUUGACUUAAAAGUAACCUUCAACCCAACGUCUUUUUUUCGGAGUUCAAAAUGUUUUUGUGGCAUGCAGAAAUGUAAUUUCGUUUUCUCUGCAGGAGUUCAUCAAUUUCAUAAAUGCAACACAUUAUAGUUUGUUUAUACAUAGCAUAAAGGCAAAAAAAACGUUGUAUGCAGUGUUAUUUCAUUUUAAAUGUCAAACGGGUUUUGCGGCUCCCAGUGUUUUCUUUUCUGUGGGAAACGGGUC